AUGCCAAACUCCGCUAUCCCCCGUCCGAGCAGGUCACGGCAGGACUCUUCAGCAGGUACCAGGAGGUGGCAGGAGGUACCAGGAGCAGAAGAGGACAAGGCGCUCCCCCCAGCCUUCCCCAUCCAUUCGCUGGCGCGCGACGGCGCGAUGGUGACUAACCACCUCGAUGCGAUCCCUGUGCACCACCCUGGCGAUGCCGGUUCAACCCGCGACAGGCUAGAGGUGUUUGUUGUGGCCACCCGAAACUUCGCCCCAGACACCAGCGUAAACACCACCAGACAUUAUCAUCUUACAUUCGAGCGCCAGCCUAAAGACACCACCCGCCUCGGCGCCCAGAGCAAGCUCAGCAUGGACGUGAUCCAGAGUCGUCCCCUCCCCCCUCUUCCCGCUAGCCCGCCACACGAACCCCGCUUCAGCGACUUGAGCCUCGACUCAAUAUCGCUGCCGCGCGAACCGCUCUUCCUCGACCUCGUCCGUCUCGCGAACACGCGCUCUCCCGAAAUGCCCUCCAGCACAGAGGACAUGUCGACUGACAUGUCGACCGAGUUCUCAGCCUCGGACAUUGUCUACGAUAUCAACCUCCCGGGUAUCCAAUGCGCGUGCGUUGAGGUCCUCGAGCGACUAAAGAAGUCGCCUCGGGGCCUGCAGCGCGCCGCGGAGGAGCAACAGCUGGCGAGCGCAAUCCACGACCUGCUUGAGGCUUCAUACGAGCUUGAGACGUUCCAUCCCUCGUCGGCGAUCUCCUCCCCCGUCACGCCUCCCGACGACCCCACUCAGGUCACCUCGCCGUACCUCCGCCUGAUCCACAUUCUUGAGGCCGUCCAACGUGCCGCCGCCCAGCGCCCGCCGAGAGCGGACCCGACGGCGUCAGAGGUCGAUCUCCUCCACCCCGCUGUGCACGCCGUGCGCGAAGACCUCGCCUGGGCCCGGGUUGAGUCGCUCAGCCACGCGGUCGUGCAGCUUGUCCAGCGCCGCCGGGAAUCGCCGAGGGCCUCCCGCGCCGACACGUCCAGAGCCCUGCCCGCACGGUCCCCGCCACCAGUGUCGCCCCUGCCUGCCCCGCCUUCUCCUGGGACUCCUCCCUGCCGGCGUGUUGUUUCUGGCGCUUCUGCUGCGUCGGCUGCCUCCGCCACCUCCUCCACAGCUUCCACCUCCGGCUCGCGUCCCCAGUUCCCCUCGCCGUAUCAGCACGGCAUGCACCGGGACACGAGCAAGUCGUCGUACACCUCCAGCGUCUCGACCCUCGUCAGGGAGGCUGCCGCGAGCAAAUCCUCCCUGGCUUCUGUCCAGUCCCUCCAGUCACAGCAAUCCCUGGGCGCCACCGAGACCCAGGGGCUCGUGCGGAGCGCCGACUCCGACACGGUGGCGUCCGUCAUCGAGCGCCUCCACCGCAUCGCACCCCACCUCGAGGGGCAGUGGCAGCGCACAAUGGACAUGCAGGAGCUUGACGACAUCAUCAACAGGGUCGACCGCCUCGACAUUGGCCAGAAAGCCGACUGGACCAUCAGGCGUCAGGAGAAGCGCCGCCAGGUCCUCAAGGACGCGCUGCAGCAGACGAGCGCACAGCUCGAGCGCGGCCUGUCCGACUGCCCGAACGACAACAUUGCGCGGGCGAAUGAGCUGCGUGAGCGCGACGCGUUCCUCCGCGGAUUGAUCGAACUCUCCAAGGUCCGCACGAAUUCUACCACCGCCAACUCGCCCGCUGCAUCCUCCGUCUCGCUCGUUUCUGAGGAGCAGCAGCGCCGACCACCCCGCAACUCUUCCCAGCCCCCGCGCAAAAGCAGGCACUCGCCGCAGGCAUCCAUCGACCAGGUCAUCUCGAGCAGCUCGUGCCAGUCCUCGCCGAUUCCGCCUUUCACCCCGCGCCUGACUUCUCGCUCCCUGCCUUCGUCGCGGGACAACAGGAAGUCCGUCCAGAGCAUCGCUCCCCGGAGACGGCCAGCUCCGGUCUGCGGUGACGACGACGACCUCUUCGACACGCUCUUCGCGGCGACGUCCUCGACUCGUUUCCAGAACCAGGAGGUCCAGGUUCCCAAGACACCACGUGCGCCCCGCGUCGCUUCAUUUGCCCCGAGGUCCCCGCCGAGGCUCAAGACUGGCAAGGACGACUUUGUCGAUCUCAUCCUCGACUCGCAGAACACCUCGCGUCUGCGCAACCAGGAGAUUUCAUCACCCUCCAUCGUCGUCUCCCCCGUUGCCUCGAGCCCUCCCGCUAGCCCCUCGCUCGCCACCUUCGGCUUCAGGCGCAAGGAGAAGAAGGAGAGCGCCCUGCGCCGUAUCGCCUCUCGUCCCGGUCGUCUGCUCCGCACCAUGUCCUCUGGCAAGCCCAACGCGGCCAACAUUGGCUACAUCUGCGAGCACCAGGAGAACCUGUGCACCACGCUCUGCAUCGUGUACGGUGCAAGCGACGUUGGCUUCGAGCUCGAUGUCGACAAUGCCUCGGACGCUACCCUUGUGUGCGACACGGACAGCGACUUCAAGCUGGCCAUCGGUCUUCCCUCGCCCGUUCCUCUCGGCCAGAAGAUCCCUCUCGCCGUCACGAACAACCACAUGGAGGCACGCAUUGCUGCUCUCCCCGGGCCUACACCGACGCUCGCGUACAACUCGGCCAUCACGCAUGCGCUCUCUGCCCCGUCGCUUAGGAGCCUGCACCCUCAGUCUCUGUGCUGCAACAACUGCGAGCGCGAGCUCGCCACCUUCCCCCUCGACAUCCAGUUCAAGGAUCUCCCCUCCGAGCACUGGGCUGAGAUGCUCGAGGUCUGGAUGUGCCACAGCGAUCCUGCCUUCACGGCUCAGAUCUCCCAGAAGGCCCGCGACGGCUUCUGGCCUGACGACAACACCGUCCUCGUCGGCGGCUCCUACCUCUUGGUCUCCGGCGAUCACGUCAAUGGCGUCAAGAAGGUCUCUGAGGACGACCAGUGGCACGUUGCCUCGUGUCAGUGUGGCGAAGAGAUCGGCAAGGUGCGCAAGGCCGGCACGCCUGGCGGUGGCACCGUCCGCUUCGCCAAGUGGGCUGUGGCCGUCCACGGGCGCGACGCGGGUUCUGUUCGCUACCCCGUCUCCAACUUCCUCGUCAGCGACAUGCUCGAGCUCGUCCAGGCGCACGGCAGCCACCGCUUUGUGAUUGAGGACAGCACCCACAAGGCGCGCCUCAUCGCGUGGGUGUUCAACCCCUCUGUCCGCAUCUCCUUCCGCCGCCCUGCUGCGAUCGAGAAGGGCCAGAGCGGCAAGAGCCAUAAACUCGGCAGCACCCUCGCCGCGCCCCAGGGACGCACCCUCCGCGCCGCCAAGAUCAUGUACAAGGUCGGCGAUAACACGGAGAACGCCGGCCAGUGCGAGCGCCUCACGUACCCCGCCGACGUGUGCGAUGCGCUCAUCGCCGCGCUCAAGGCGAGCACGGCGCUGUACCCCGAGCAGCGCAGGCGCAUGGGCGAGUGGGAGAUGGGCUUCCUCGAGCGCAUCUGA
Trichosporon asahii var. asahii CBS 2479 is the source of this 3465-nucleotide messenger RNA. RefSeq lists its product as uncharacterized. Gene Ontology annotation, cellular component: ubiquitin ligase complex; cytosol; nucleus. Gene Ontology annotation, molecular function: cyclin binding; ubiquitin conjugating enzyme binding; ubiquitin protein ligase activity. Bases 1 to 3465 code for a protein of 1154 amino acids. Lineage: Eukaryota; Fungi; Basidiomycota; Tremellomycetes; Trichosporonales; Trichosporonaceae. The transcript is spliced from 6 exons. Gene Ontology annotation, biological process: protein autoubiquitination; protein polyubiquitination; protein monoubiquitination. The record is from RefSeq and is a predicted model, not a curated record.